GAUAUACAAGAACAUGGCUGCGUGCGUGACGCAAAAGAAAGUCUCGACACAUGUUCGAAUCAUUCUUUAGCGAGUUCUGAGCGCUGACUGAGGAAGUGGCCGCCGAGCUGGACCGGCCGCCAGCUGAGUAGGACGCCGCAGUAGUGGCGCCGGUCACCAUGCCCGCCCAGCUCCGCGCGCACCUCAGCUCAUACUAUGCAUGCAAGUACGUUUGCAAGUCCCCAGUCCCGAGCAGCCAGGCAGCAAACUUGAUCAAGGCGCUCGCAGCCACACGGGAGUUCUCAUUGCUCUGGUGGCCAUGGCGUACAUGGCGUCGUACCGGCUCGGCGGCGAUGAGACCAUUCUGACCACGUACCAGACCACCGUCCUCACACACGGCGCGUUCGCCGCACUCGCGGCGGCAGGCGCGCCUGGUGCUGGCGACAGCCGCUGGGACGGGGAGGAAGGUGGAGUAGACACCAUCAUCGUGAUCCCUGACGAGGAGGACGACACUCGUGAAGGCAUCAUGUGCCGCUUCAGUGCCAAGUCCAGGCUGCGCGCCGUGUCCACUUGCACCUGGACUGGCACGGCUGGCAGCGCUGCAUCCGGUGCUGCGUCUAUUGCGUCAGUGCCUGCAUGUACUGCGUGGUUCCGGUGCGCGCGCACUGUGACAAUCGUUGGUGGCGGCGGCGACUAGGUCAAUGGGACGCGGCGGCACAGUGUUGAGCGCCCACCUCAUGGGUGAUGGAAGGUAUGCGGCGAUGAAAGUGAUGGGACAGCCGUCCGUCCUGCGACAACCUCGAGUCUUGUGACCACCCCCAAGCCUGGAUCCUGUGCGGGGAUGGGAAAAGACAGUCCUCAGCCGACACAACACACCAGGCGAGGUGAAAGCGUCCCUGCCUGGACCAGUCACGGCGACGUUGCUUUGUGCUUUGAUGCUGAUCACGCUAAGGAGGCAG
This is a messenger RNA of Chlamydomonas reinhardtii, 938 nucleotides long. RefSeq lists its product as uncharacterized. The record is from RefSeq and is a predicted model, not a curated record. NCBI's taxonomy places the organism in Eukaryota, Viridiplantae, Chlorophyta, Chlorophyceae, Chlamydomonadales, Chlamydomonadaceae. The transcript is spliced from 2 exons. The coding region runs from base 299 to 676 and encodes 125 amino acids.